CAUUUUCGGAAGAGGAAAAGGUGGAGUGAUCGGAUAGAGAAUCCCGGGGCGUGGAGAGCUCCACCUCCUUCUAUCCUUGCACGGAGCUCAAGCUCUCGCCCGCAUGGCGCUCCUCCGCCUCCAGCACCACUGCUCCCUCCUCCAAGUCUCCACCUCCCACCUCCCAACCCUCCUCAGACCCCCGCGGAACCCUCGCAGGAGCCAACUCUCGCCGCCCAAUGCGGCCAGGACCACCUCCUCCUCCGUAACUCCCUCCCCCGCCGCGCGAAUCUUGGCGCGGAAUGCGGCGGCGCCGCCCUGGCGGGGCGAGCUCCUGCUCCUCCUCCCCGCGGCCGCCGCGUCCUGGCCGCUCCACUCCCUCGCGGCCGAGGCCGACGGCGGCGGCGGGAGCAAGGUGAGCCUCGAGUCCAUCGUGCUGGCCGUGGACGACUUCAACAACCGGAACCCCUUCUUCGUGGCCGGGGUGGUGUUCGUCUGGCUGGUGGUGCUCCCGCUGGCGCAGGACUACUUCAAGAAGUACAAGGCCGUGGGCGCCCUCGACGCCUUCCGCAAGCUCCGCGACGCGCCGGAGGCGCAGCUGCUGGACGUCAGGCGGGGCAACAGCGUGCGGUUCAUGGCGCCGCCCAACCUCAGGCUCGUCGAGAAGAGCGCCGUGCAGGUGGAGUUCGACGAGGAGGACGAGAAGGGGUUCCUCGGGGAGGUGCUCGCCAGGUUCCCGGACCCGGCCAACACCGUCGUCUGCGUGCUUGACAACUUUGAUGGUAAUUCAAUGAAAGUGGCUGAGCUCCUGUUCAACAAUGGUUUCAAAGAGGCAUAUGCAAUCAAAGGGGGACUGAGAGGCCCAGAUGGUUGGCAGGCAAUUCAAGAAAACUAUCUUCCGCCAUCUGUUCAUGUUUUUCCAAGGGAAAAGAAGAGCAAAACUUUAACGCACACUGAUGCGAGCACUGAAGGAACAGAUGAUCAGCCAGAGGGGAAUGGAGAACUAUUAACUUCUCCUAGCAGCACUUUAGUCAAUACAAGCAAUGGAACCAAGGAUGGUCAUGAAGAACUGAAUGGAAAUACUUUAGCCGCGAAGCAUCCAAGGAGACCAUUAUCACCUUAUGCAAAGGUAUGACCCCAUUGCCUUCCUACCU
Messenger RNA from Triticum urartu, 1133 nucleotides. The record is from RefSeq and is a predicted model, not a curated record. Lineage: Eukaryota; Viridiplantae; Streptophyta; Magnoliopsida; Poales; Poaceae.